AUGAGGUUGAUGCUCCUCUGCUGCACCUGGAGGGACGAGCCUAUGGGAGAGGACGAAGGAAGCGACCUGCCUGUAUGUGCGAGCUGUGGCCACAGUAUCUACGAUGGGCAAUACCUCCAGGCCCUGAAUGCUGACUGGCAUGCCGACUGCUUCAGGUGCUGCGAGUGCGGGGCCCUGCUGUCCCACCAGUACUAUGAGAAGGAUGGGCGCCUCUACUGCAAGAAGGACUAUUGGGCCAGGUUCGGGGAGCUGUGCCACGGCUGCUCGGAGCAGAUCACCAAGGGGCUGGUCAUGGUGGCUGGGGAGCAGAAAUACCACCCAGAGUGCUUCAGCUGCCUCAGCUGCCGGGCAUUCAUCGGUGACGGCGACACCUACGCGCUCGUGGAGCGCUCCAAGCUCUACUGUGGGCACUGCUACUACCAGAUGGUGGUGACCCCAGUGAUAGAGCAGAUCCUGCCGGACUCCCCGGGCGCCCGGAUCCCACACACUGUCACGCUGGUGUCCAUCCCGGCCUGCAGCGACGGGAAGCGAGGGUUAUCUGUGUCCAUCGACCAGCACUGCAGCUCCCAGGGCUGUGGCUCAGAACACUCCCACACAGUCCGGGUGCGAGAAGUGGACCCUGACUGCAUCAGCCCCGACAUGAAGAACUCCAUCCACGUUGGGGACCGUAUCCUGGAGAUCAACGGCACCCCCAUCAGGCACGUUCCGCUGGACGAGAUUGACCUGCUGAUCCAGGAGACCAGCCGCCUCCUCCAGCUGACCAUAGAACACGACCCCCACGAGGUGGUGGCCCGAGAGUCGGCGCUGGAGAGCAGCCCCCUGGCUGACCUGCACAGCCCCCAGCGCUCGCCGGCCUGCACGCCUGGCGGUGAGGCCAGUGCCGUGAGCCAGAGGACAGUCAUGAGGAGCUGCAGCAUCGACAAGUCCCCGUGCUCCAGCUCCUUGGGCUCCCCUGCCUCCCAGCGCAAGGACAUCAGCCGCUCCGAGUCGCUCCGCGUCGUCUCCCGCACACACCGCAUUUUCCGUCCCUCGGACUUGAUCCACGGCGAGGUGCUGGGGAAGGGCUGCUUUGGACAGGCCAUUAAGGUGACACACCGGGAGACAGGCGAGGUGAUGGUCAUGAAGGAACUGAUCCGCUUUGAUGAGGAGACCCAGAGGGCAUUCCUCAAAGAGGUGAAAGUGAUGCGGUGCCUAGAGCACCCCAAUGUGCUGAAGUUUAUCGGGGUGCUGUACAAGGACAAGAGGUUGAAUUUCAUCACAGAAUACAUCAAGGGGGGGACCCUACGAGGCAUCAUAAAGAGCAUGGACAGCCAGUACCCAUGGAGCCAGCGCGUGAGCUUUGCCAAGGACAUUGCGUCUGGGAUGGCCUAUCUGCACUCGAUGAACAUCAUCCAUCGCGAUCUCAACUCUCACAACUGCCUGGUGCGGGAGAACAGGAGUGUGGUGGUGGCUGACUUCGGGCUGGCCCGGCUCAUGGUGGAUGAAAAGAACCAGCCUGAGCAGCUCAAGAACCUGAAGAAACCGGACCGCAAGAAGCGCUACACGGUGGUGGGGAACCCCUACUGGAUGGCCCCGGAGAUGAUCAAUGGCAGGAGCUACGAUGAGAAAGUCGACAUCUUCUCAUUUGGCAUUCUCUUGUGCGAGAUCAUCGGCCGGGUCAGCGCCGACCCCGACUACCUGCCCAGGACCAUGGACUUCGGCCUCAAUGUGCGAGGGUUCCUGGAGCGAUACUGCCCCCCUGCCUGCCCCCCGAGCUUCUUCCCCAUCGCCGUGCGCUGCUGCGACCUCGACCCUGAGAAGAGGCCCUCCUUCCCCAGGCUGGCGCAGUGGCUGGAAGCACUGCACAUGCACCUGGAGAUCCACCUGCCGCUGAGCUCGCAGCUGGAGCAGCUGGAUCGGGCCUUCUGGGAGUCGUACCGGCGGGGCGAGGGCGGGCUGCCCAUGCACCCCGAGGUCCCUGACUGA
Molecule: messenger RNA, 1965 nt
Organism: Emys orbicularis (European pond turtle)
Lineage: Eukaryota; Metazoa; Chordata; Testudines; Emydidae
Gene: LIMK1
Product: LIM domain kinase 1
Exons: 16
Coding region: 1-1965 (654 amino acids)
Biological process (GO): actin cytoskeleton organization; positive regulation of stress fiber assembly; protein phosphorylation
Cellular component (GO): neuron projection; nucleus; cytoplasm
Molecular function (GO): protein binding; ATP binding; protein serine/threonine kinase activity
Source: RefSeq, a predicted model, not a curated record